GGAACUAUUGAGCAGCUCAUGCUUUUUGGGGAAGAAUUAACCUCGGACACAACCUCACACACAAGCUGAUGCAAGUUGAAUGAGUGAGCUGACAGCUGUGGGGGAAUAUUACGGAACGUUUGAAGGCGAUGACAGACUGUCAGGGAGACGGGGGAGCAGCCAGGAGUCCAAUGGAGCUGUAUGAAGAAGUGACAGCACAAGGAGAGCAAGUCAGGGCCUUGAAAACAGCCAAAGCGGAGAAGGCUGAUAUCGAUGCUGCUGUUAAAUUGCUGCUGAAACUGAAAGUGGACUACAAACAGAUGACAGGUCAGGAUUACAAAGCAGGAUGUCCACCUUCAGAAAAUUCAGUAGUGCCUGACAAUGGGCCGACAGCAGAUGGUGCUGAUGAUGAAGACACAGUUAACCCGUGGAGCGUCUCCACCACUAACGCCAAGGGAGUAGACUACGACAAACUCAUAGUGAGGUUUGGCAGCAGCAAGGUUGACAAGGAGCUGGUGGACAGAAUAGAGAGAGUCUCAGGACAGAAACCUCAUCGCUUUUUAAGAAGAGGGAUCUUCUUCUCACACAGAGAUAUGCAUCAGGUACUGGAUGCAUAUGAGAAGCACAAGUCCUUCUACCUUUACACUGGCAGGGGUCCAUCCUCUGAGGCCAUGCAUGUGGGUCACCUGAUUCCUUUCAUCUUCACAAAAUGGCUGCAGGAUGUGUUCGACAUCCCUCUGGUGAUCCAGCUGACUGAUGAUGAGAAGUACCUGUGGAAGGAUCUGACACUGGAAGAUUGCCACCGGUUCGCAGUGGAAAAUGCCAAGGACAUCAUCGCUUGCGGCUUUGACAUCAACAAGACUUUUAUCUUCUCUGACCUCGAUUACAUGGGUUCUUUACCUGAGUUCUACAGGAAUGUGGUAAAGAUACAGAAACAUGUGACAUUCAACCAGGUUAAAGGCAUCUUCGGCUUCACAGAUAGUGACUGCAUCGGAAAGAUCAGCUUCCCAGCCAUCCAGGCAGCCCCGUCCUUCAGCAACUCCUUCCCACAGAUCUUUGGAGGCAGACACGACAUUCAGUGUCUCAUCCCCUGCGCCAUCGACCAGGAUCCUUACUUCAGGAUGACCCGUGAUGUAGCCCCAAGGAUCGGAUAUCCCAAACCAGCUUUGCUGCAUUCCACCUUCUUUCCGGCCCUACAGGGGGCUCAGACGAAGAUGAGCGCCAGUGACGCCAACUCCUCCAUCUUCCUCACUGACACACCCAAGCAGAUCAAAAACAAGGUCAACAAACACGCAUUUUCGGGAGGUAAAGAUACAGUGGAAGAGCACAGGAAGUACGGCGGUAACGCAGACGUGGACGUCUCAUUCAUGUACUUAACCUUCUUCCUGGAGGACGAUGAAAAACUGGAGAAGAUUAGACAGGACUACACAAGCGGAGCCCUCCUAACAGGAGAGCUGAAGAAGCUUUUAAUCGAAACUCUGCAGCCGAUGAUCGCCGGGCACCAAGAGCGACGCAAACAAGUCACAGACGACACAGUCAAACAGUUCAUGACCCCCAGACCUUUAAAUUUUAACAUCUAAACCUUGCUUAAGUGUAUCAUGAUGUUAACCCCUGAACAAAUAAGGGAUCCCACUUCAUAUGUAGAAAUUACAACAGAAAGACGGACAAUAAAGUUCGCAUCAGGACUGGAGAAAAGUUGAAAUGUAACGGACUAGAGCAACAAUGUGCACAUCUGUGUCAACAUCAGCAUGGCGUUGCUUCAUGCUACUUCAUGCUAAUUGUCAUGCUUCACACUGCUCUAACUGUACAUGUGUGUCUUCAUAAAGUCCAUCUGCAGUGUUGCUGUAACAUUACAUGGGUCUUAAACUUCACCUUGAAACAGGUUCAAGGUAAAUGACAAUUAAAGCGAAGUACAAAUGUACAGUCUGUCGCAAAAUGUACUGGUUUGUUUAAUCUAAAAUAUGCUGAUGACAGUAACAGAAAUACACAUUCAUCAAGUUAAGGCAAAUUCUAAAUAAUUUCAUUUUGCAGUUAUUAAAAGAUGCUGGAUGGUAAAUUACAUGGUAUUAAAUUGUACUUAAAUACAUAUAUGAAAA
This is a messenger RNA of Sphaeramia orbicularis (orbiculate cardinalfish), 2075 nucleotides long. It is a transcript of the gene wars1, whose product is annotated as tryptophanyl-tRNA synthetase 1. Gene Ontology annotation, biological process: tryptophanyl-tRNA aminoacylation. Gene Ontology annotation, cellular component: cytoplasm. Gene Ontology annotation, molecular function: tryptophan-tRNA ligase activity; ATP binding. The transcript has 11 exons. NCBI's taxonomy places the organism in Eukaryota, Metazoa, Chordata, Actinopteri, Kurtiformes, Apogonidae. Bases 129 to 1559 code for a protein of 476 amino acids. The record is from RefSeq and is a predicted model, not a curated record.